AAUUAAUACAGGCCCAGACACCAUUUUUUCUUUUUAUAUAUAAUUGUCUUCAAUCCUUUGAAGUUGCAUUUGGCAUUUUGUUGACAUUUCAGGACUGCUAUUAUGCUUGAGAAUGAGAAAAGUUAGAUCUGAGAGAGCCCUUUCUGAGAUGUGGAAGGUAUUUAAUCUAUUGCUGCUAUACAAAUACUUAUUAUUACUACUGCUAUAAUUACUAUUUCUCUCUAUUUCUUAACUUGCUAAUCUGGUACAUUAUAUGAUUUGAUAAUUUGAUUAAUCUGCCCCAUGAGCAUUGGAUUUGGUAAAUAUAUUAAUGGCUAAUAAUCAAUCAGUUACUUAUAUUAUUUUGAUAAUAAUGCAUGGAAACAUUAUAUUGUCGACAGGUUGCAGGUUUAGCUGUUGUUUCCAUACUAUGUUUCGCCUCAAGUGCUUUGGUGGCUCUAUUAACUAAUAUUCCUAUGCUUUACCAUUGCUAUCAACAGCCAGUGAAUGGUGUUUAUACUGCUCUUUUGCUGAUUUUAUAUUAUUUUGUAGGUUCAUCAAUACCCUCAGCGUAUGUGUUAUGGGUGAUAAAAGAAUUACCACCCUCAAUAACAGCUAACACACGACAACGACUAGAAGACUCAAAUACAUUAACUUUCAUCAGUGAUGAUUCCAAUGCAUUACCACAUCCUCCGAGCUGGACUGCAGCAAUGAGCUUGCGGAACCAGGUGCAGGUAUCAAGAGCAAGUCCAAUAUAAUUCUUCCUGUUUUCGCAACUCUUAAAUACACUUGACGUACCUGCAUGCGAAGCAUGUCGUUGCUGUCCCAAACUAUGAAAUGAGCCGAAAGCACUGAACUAUUAUCCCA
This is a messenger RNA of Fragaria vesca subsp. vesca, 846 nucleotides long. RefSeq lists its product as uncharacterized. The record is from RefSeq and is a predicted model, not a curated record. Lineage: Eukaryota; Viridiplantae; Streptophyta; Magnoliopsida; Rosales; Rosaceae. Bases 357 to 737 code for a protein of 126 amino acids. The transcript has 4 exons.